Malassezia japonica is the source of this 339-nucleotide messenger RNA. RefSeq lists its product as uncharacterized. Lineage: Eukaryota; Fungi; Basidiomycota; Malasseziomycetes; Malasseziales; Malasseziaceae. The transcript is spliced from 2 exons. The coding region runs from base 1 to 339 and encodes 112 amino acids. The record is from RefSeq and is a predicted model, not a curated record.
AUGGAGCGAUUCGCGACGUUUCACGCGUCGCACUUUGCGGAUCCCGCAAAGCGCGCGUGGUGUGCGUCGCACCUCGCGCCUGCAGCGCCUGCACACGGUGCGACGCGCGAAGAGAAAGAAGAUGCCUGGACGGCGCUCCUGCCUGGGGAGACCGAGGCAGCGUGGCAGGCGCGGCACGGCCUCAAGCACCUCACCCCCGGUGCCGCGCGCAUGUUUGACCAGAGCCGGCGCUUCCGCGAACAACGCGCGCACGACGACGAGGCGCAGGCGCCUCACGAGCCUUCCGAUCUUGAUACCCUGCGCACCCGCGCGCUCGCGGCGAUGCACAAAAAAGCCUAG